AUGGUAGUUUUUAGACUCGAGAAUAAGAAUUUGCUUAUAUGAAGGCAAUUUACCCAGAUUGUUGAAUUUGCUGAUUUUAUUAAUUUUACCUCUCAAAAAUCAUCUUGAUUCUUGUUCGAGUUUGCCUACCUAGGCUGCCAUUUCGAAAAUUUGAAACACAAAUUUUUGGCUAUUUUCGUAUCGAUGUGAUACAUGAGACCUGGGACACAAUACCAAAUAUCGCACUGGUUAUGAGUCGAUGAGAAUGGUUUUACAAACCUAUCAAUUUGGAAAGGAGCAAAUUAG
Molecule: messenger RNA, 285 nt
Organism: Blepharisma stoltei
Lineage: Eukaryota; Ciliophora; Heterotrichea; Heterotrichida; Blepharismidae
Source: the annotation of a GenBank genome assembly